Microthlaspi erraticum is the source of this 2358-nucleotide messenger RNA. NCBI's taxonomy places the organism in Eukaryota, Viridiplantae, Streptophyta, Magnoliopsida, Brassicales, Brassicaceae. The record is from the annotation of a GenBank genome assembly.
AUGACGAAUUCCAACUAUGAACAACUGAACAUACCUGAGUUGUUUUUUUCUCCCUGCGGCUGCGAAUUACGCCGACUACGGUACCGAAGCAACGAGAUUAUGAUUGACAGGGAAAAGAAGGAGCUUGGGACGACCGGGAUAAGCUUCAGAGAGCUCGAUUUGGAAGAUGGAGGAGAGCCCGAGGAGAGAGGAGCGGGAGACUCGAGAGGAGAGAGAAUGGAUUCUAGUUCAAACCUUGAAAGUUCAAAGAACAAUAACCAAACUGCAGAAGAUAAUGAAGAAGAUCAUGUGACUGCAGAAACUCAACAUAAAAGAAAGGAACCAGAAACAGCAAGUGGAGCAACAUCUCAACCAAAAGUAAAAAAGACAAAGAGCACAAGGUUUGAAGUAUGGGAUCAUUUCGACAAGAUUGGCACUUCAAGCCUCAAGUAUCAUCUAAAAAUUUGCAAGGAGUACAUAGCACUAGGUCCAAAACAGACUGUUAUAGAUGAUGAUGGAGGUUUAAAGCCAUUCAAAGUGCCUGAGUCCGUUAUCAGAGAAGCCACCAAUGAGAUGCUUGUAUUAGGACAGUUGCCACUAUCUUUCAUUGAGGGUAUUGCUUGGAAACACUUCUGCAAAAAGGCGCAACUGUACAAGCCUAAAUGCAGGAAAACUGCUACUACGGAUAUAGUGAAGAUGUAUAUCCGCAAGAAAGAAGAAUUGAAGAACUGGAUCGCUGCUAACAAGUUCAGAGUCUCUCUAACAACUGAUAUUUGGGUUGCUCAAGUUACAGGCGCUAGUUACAUGGCUAUUACACUUCAUGUAAUUGAUCGUAAUUGGCACUUGAAGAAACUGAUCAUAGGCUUCAAGAAUAUCUGCGAUCAUAAAGCUGACACCAUUAACACUGUUUUGCUAGAAUGUUUAGCUGAUUGGGGAAUAGAGAAAGUGUUCUGCAUUACGGUAGACAAUGCUAAUGCUAAUACCGCUGCUUUGAAGAUGUUUCGUAGAGAUUUUAGUCUAGGAUCUGAUGAAGCGUUUGUAUUGGGUGGAAAGUUCUUACAUAUGAGAUGUUGUGCUCAUAUAAUCAAUCUGAUUGCAAAUGAGGGUUUAGCUGACUUAGGUGAGAAUGUGGAUGCUAUCCGAAAUGCAAUUGUGUAUGUGAGAGCAUCUCCUCAUAGGCUGCAUGCUUUUGAGUCUAAAGUUGACUCAGGCAAGAUGACUCGUGGGAGUUUACCAUUGGAUGUGACGACAAGGUGGAACUCAACUUUUCUGAUGUUGACAAGAGCAAUGCAGUUUAGGUUAGCUUUUGAGAAGAUGAGGACACAAGAUUUGCUCUACCUUGACUACUUUGGGGAGCAUGUGAAUGGGAUUAAACGGACUGGACCUCCUGUAAGUAUGGAUUGGGAAGCAGUGAAUAGGUUAGCUGGUUUCUUGGUCAUGUUCUACGAUAGUACUUUGGUUGUCUCUGCUUCUACUGUGGUCAAUUCAUGCAAGUGCUAUUGUGAAAUCGUGACAAUAGAGAGUAAUCUGAAGUUAAAGGCUAAUAGCUCAGAUCUUCAACUGAAGGAGAAAGCUACUGAAAUGUUAGAGAAGUUUCGUAAGUAUUGGGAAGGGAUGAAAAAGCUCAACAAGAUGUUGAUUGUAGCUAGUAUAUUCGAUCCUAGACAGAAAAUGAAUUUUGCUAAGUUGUGCUUUGAGAGAUUGCAUGGGAUAGAUACUGAAGAUGCCGUAGCAUUGUACGAUUCAGUUUAUGAUUUUCUUGGCUUGAUGUUUAAAGAGUACAAGGCUCGUGCUGAAGGAGUGACUAGUACUGUGCCGACUACAUCAAAUCCGAGUCAGUCUGCUCAAGCAUCUGUUUCCAGUGGCCAAGACCAAGCAACAAACAGAAUGGAGUUGAAUUAUGAGAAAUUCAGUUAUGAGAGGAUGGAUUUUGUGUACAAGGAGAUGGUCCAAGGCACAGGAUUUGCUGAUCCAAGGGAUGAAUUGGAUAUAUAUUUAAAGGAGCCAUGCGAGAAUCCAAUUAUUAUGCUAGGGACUGAGUACGAGAUACUUGAUUACUGGAAACAUAAUCAAGGGAGAUUUCCAGUCUUAUGUGAAAUGGCCAAGGAUCUCCUUGCAAUGCAAGUGUCAUCUGUGGCAUCAGAAAGUGCUUUUAGCACUAGUGGAAGGGUCGUAGAUCCAUAUAGGAGUUGUCUUACUCACUACACGAUUGAGGUUCUGAUGUGUACAGAGCAAUGGAUCAAAGCAGAAAUUCGAUUAUCUGAAAAAACUAUGGUCACAAAUGAACAAAUGUUGGCUGCCAUUGAAGAGCUAGAUGAGCUUGAAAAAGAGUUUCAAGACAAAAGAGCCCAAGACUUGCAAGAAAAUGAUGAUGAUUGA